AUGAAAUACACCACCAUUCUCGCUUUCCUUGCCGGCUCCGCCGCCGCCCUUCCUGGGGCUCUGGAGUCUCGUCUUGCCAGACGUGCCCGUCCUCGCCAUGAGUCUGCCCCAAACCGCAAAGACAACAGAUUCCCGCAGUACUCUUCCAAUUGGGCUGGUGCCGUUCAAAUUGGAAAGGGCUUCACCUAUGUUGAGGGAACCAUCACAGUUCCUGAAGUGAGAGGUGAUGCGAAUUCCGCGGCCUCGGCGUGGGUUGGUAUUGAUGGUGAUACUUGCCAAACUGCCAUUCUGCAAACCGGCGUUUCCUUCUAUGGUGAUGGCAGCUUUGACGCCUGGUAUGAGUGGAUUCCAGACUACUCUCACAGCUUCGCCAACUUUGGAAUCAACGUUGGCGACCAAAUCAAGAUGAUUGUUGAUGCUACGUCCAAGACGACUGGCACUGCCACUCUUGAGAACUUGACGACUGGUCAGAAGGUUUCUCACAAGUUCACUGGCACCCCUUCCACCUUGUGUGAGACCAACGCGGAAUGGAUUGUGGAAGAUUUUGAGUCGGGCGGUCAGCUCGUCCCCUUUGCUGAUUUCGGCACCGUCACUUUCACCGAUGCCUCUGCCAAGGGUUCUUCUGGAACCAUCACCCCCACUGGAUCUACCAUCAUUGACAUUCGCGACCCCAACUCCAACCAGGUCCUCACUGACUGCGGUGUAAGUGGUGGUGAUGUCACUUGCCGCUACACUGGCAACUAA
Pochonia chlamydosporia 170 is the source of this 744-nucleotide messenger RNA. Its product is annotated as peptidase A4 family protein. The transcript is spliced from 2 exons. Gene Ontology annotation, molecular function: glutamic-type endopeptidase activity. NCBI's taxonomy places the organism in Eukaryota, Fungi, Ascomycota, Sordariomycetes, Hypocreales, Clavicipitaceae. Gene Ontology annotation, biological process: proteolysis. Bases 1 to 744 code for a protein of 247 amino acids. The record is from RefSeq and is a predicted model, not a curated record.